ACAUUUCUGUCAAAAAAAAAAGAACAUCUCAAAAGGCGGCAAGCUAUUGCAAAAUGCUCUAAAAUUUCUUAUUUUCUAUAUUUUUAAAAUUUUUAAAAAUAUCAGCACAAUAAUGAAUUGUUCACAAAAACUAUGUUCCCCCUCACAGCGCAAUCAAAUCGUCAUAAAAAGCCUCGAUCUCCAAAUGGAAGCGAAACAUGCUAAAGAAUAUCUCAUUUGGGGAUCAAUUAACAUCCUACUUUUAGCUAUACUACUAUUUGAUAUUGCCAACAAAUGUCCCUAUGCAGUAUCCAAAUGGUAUUACGUUGAAUACACUGCAGCUGGUAUCUUGGCUGUGUCGGUUUUGUGUAAUUUCUCAAAAUAUUUGUACUACGUUUUGAGUAAGGAAUCUGUUCAAGGCACAAAAGAACAGAAGAAUCUACUUGGAUUUGAUGACAAUGAUACCUCUUUUGUAACUGCAUCAAAAGUCAAACUAACUAAACCAGACACCACUUCGGCUCCACUAAACUCAACAAUUCUUAGCUGGCAUUCAUCUUUUAAUGAUUCUGCCCGUUCUCCAAAUUGGAGUUAUAGUCGCACAACUCCACCGCGAACAAGUCUAAGUCCUGGACAAAAUGUCUCGUGGAACACUUCUAUGCAAAAUAACUCCUCCCUAAAUGCUAGUACAAUGAGCAGCAAUGCUUCUUUUGUCUCUCCCUACACCAAAUAUGCUCGCGAUGAGAUUAUUACAGACGAAAAAGGUCUUCAGCAUUAUCUAAGGGAAGUUUCCAAACUUAAAGAAUUUGGAGUUGCCGAACCACAUGAAGUAAGCAGUUCUUUCAAUCCAGGAUCAAUGAAUUCUUUCUGGAAUUAUUGCAAUACAGCAGCUAAUCUUCUUAAAACAUCACUCUACCAAUUAGCACCAUCAAAUACUCCAUCAUCUCAAAACAAACAGUCAAACAAAGAGGAAGGUGUCAGUGAUAUGGAUGGCAACUCGGAUCUCAUUAAGAAGAUUUCUUCCGAGAAACUUUCACAAUAUGUCGCCAAUUUAAGAAGGUGGAUGUCAAUUACAAUUCUGCAACGUCUUGAGGGUGAAAUCAAGAAAAUCGACAGCGCCUUUAAGAUGCGUGGAUUCUCUGACAUGCAAAUUGGUUGUGUUGGUUUGGAACGUCUAAAGAAAACCGUUGACAAUCAACAAUUUGUUACUCACUAUGUUCCAAUGCUGCCACUGAUUGUUCCCUUUUUGGAAAUAUCCACUAAUCAGGAGUAUGUGGUACAAAGAAUCAAAGAUCUCGCUAAAGGUACAUGUGUGGCAGAUUACCGCUGGAACUGUGGAUCAUCCCACCAAGGACAACGAUGGGAUGAGCAUUUACCCACUGAUGCAGCUAUUCUCUUCCAUUUGUUUUGCACAUAUCUAGAUAGUCAAUUGAUGCCAUUGCCCCAACCUGGGGGACGUUCGUUUUUCAAUCGUUAUGUCAUCAUCGGUGACAAAAAGACCGUCAAGGAGACUGUUGCUAAUGUAACAAACAAAUCACGAUGUGCAAUUCUCUGCACGAAUCUAUUGAAUCCAAAAUUUAAUUUCAUCAGUGACAAGGAGAUCCAUAAUUGUGUUUACGAUCGGAAUAAUUUAUUCUAUGUUAUUAUACAAUUUUUGAUCUAUAUAAAGCAGAAUCAUGAAGGUCUAUUGGAAGGUGUGAAUUUGGGAAAGAGUGGCAUUAAUAUUAUGUGUGUCAUUGAAGACUGAAUGGAAUGAGAGGACGACUAUUACACAUUUAUUGAUAGAUAAGUCUUAGGUUUUUAGUAAUUUAUAAAUUUUUUUGUUUUUCAAAUAAAAAUAAAUUAGAAAUUA
Episyrphus balteatus (marmalade hoverfly) is the source of this 1828-nucleotide messenger RNA. RefSeq names its product transmembrane protein 209. Gene Ontology annotation, cellular component: membrane. Lineage: Eukaryota; Metazoa; Arthropoda; Insecta; Diptera; Syrphidae. Bases 113 to 1723 code for a protein of 536 amino acids. The transcript is spliced from 9 exons. The record is from RefSeq and is a predicted model, not a curated record.